Drosophila willistoni is the source of this 1573-nucleotide messenger RNA. RefSeq names its product cytochrome P450 6d5-like. The transcript has 4 exons. Lineage: Eukaryota; Metazoa; Arthropoda; Insecta; Diptera; Drosophilidae. Gene Ontology annotation, molecular function: monooxygenase activity; oxidoreductase activity, acting on paired donors, with incorporation or reduction of molecular oxygen; iron ion binding. The record is from RefSeq and is marked validated. The coding region runs from base 15 to 1550 and encodes 511 amino acids.
GGAUCAUUACGAAAAUGGCUUGGUUUCCCUUGCUGAUUGUGGCAAUUGGCCUGGUUUAUGUAUAUCUCAAGUGGACAUUUAGCUUUUGGGAACGUAAGGGAUUCCCAUACGCUGCAGUUAACAUUCCCUUCGGUGUCCUCGACUCUGUGCGACGAGGAAAACGUUCUUUUGGCAUGGCCAUCUAUGAUUUGUAUGUAGCCAGCAAGGAACCAGUGGUCGGAAUGUAUUUAUCCUUGCGUCCAGCCUUAUUAGUGCGGGAUCCUCAACUGGUGCACGACAUGUUGCUUAAGGAUUUCGCAAGCUUUCAUGACCGUGGCAUUUAUGUGGAUGAAAAGAAUGAUCCCAUGUCGGCGGGUCUAUUUCAAAUGGAAGGGAGCAGUUGGAAAACAAUGCGCACCAAAUUAACGCCCUCAUUCACUUCGGGCAAAUUGAAGGCCAUGUUUGGCACAGCUGAAGCCAUCGGUGACAAGAUGAUAGCACAUUUAAAUGAACGUUUGGCCAAAGAAAGUGGUGGAGCUCCUUUGGAGAUUGAAAUGAAAUCUCUAAUGGCUACCUAUGCCAUCGACAUUAUAGCCUCAACAAUUUUUGGCCUAGAUGUGGAUAGCUUUGCAGAUCCCAAAAAUGAGUUUGCCACAAUCAGUAAAAUGGUCAAUAGACCCAUAGCUAAGGAUAUAUUGCGAGGAACCACAGGAUUUCUAUAUCCCGGAUUGGAGAAGCUUUUCAAUCGUCUUGGUUGGAAACAGGAGGGUCAAGAGCGUAUGCGUGAACUAGUCCAUCGGACUGUGGAUUACAGGGAGAAAAAUAAUGUUGUACGUCGAGAUUUUUUGCAACUUUUAUUGCAACUCCGCAAUACGGGAAAGAUCAGCACUGAUGAUGGCAUUUGGUCAGCCGAAACUGCUGCCAAUAAUUUGAAAUCCAUGUCCACUGAUCUAAUUGCUGGACAAUUAUUCCUCUUUUUUGUUGCCGGCUACGAAACUUCCGCCUCAACGGCGGCAUUUACACUAUAUGAACUAACCCAGAAUCCCGCGCUGUUGGCCAAGGCCCAAGAGGAUGUAAGAAGUGCCUUGGAGAGGCAUGAGGGAAAAUUAAGCUAUGAUGCAAUACAGGAUAUGAAGUAUUUGGAAUUAUGCAUAAUGGAGACUGCCCGCAAGUAUCCUGCCCUGCCGCUACUCAAUCGCAUAUGCACUCAAGAUUAUCCCAUACCCAAUAGUAAAUUGGUCAUCGAAAAGGGAACACCCAUUGUGAUCUCUUUAAUUGGAAUGCAUCGUGAUGAGGAAAACUUCCCAGAGCCUUUGACUUAUCAGCCCGAACGGUAUACGGAGGAGCAUAAGAAUUAUAAUCCCAAUGCUUAUAUGCCCUUUGGCGAGGGUCCUAGACAUUGUAUAGCCGCCAGAUUGGGUAAACUCAAUGUUAAGAUUGCUCUGGCCAAGAUUCUAUCAACUUUCAAUAUUGAAACGCGUACAGAACUGCGGGAAAUUGAGUUUAGUGUGCAUGGCAUACCCCUAAUGCCAGAGGGAGGGGUACCCGUGCGUAUAUUAAAGAAGAUUUAAAAUAAAAAUUGAUCAAAUUGGAG